AUGGCCUUUCGAAGAUGGUCCAGUGUUGAAGCUCAGAGUUGCAAGCCUAGCGGCAUGAUAAGGGGAAAAAAGCCUCCACCAGGACAAUGUAACAAAGAGAACAACUCGGAUUGUUGUGUGCAAGGCAAGCCUUAUACCGUUUAUACGUGUUCACCCCCUGUGUCUAGACAUACAAAGGCGACACUAACCAUCAAUAGCUUUCAGAAAGGUGGGGAUGGUGGUGGACCAUCGGAAUGCGACAACAAGUAUCACCCUGAUGAUACUCCUGUGGUAGCACUGUCAACUGGAUGGUUCAACAAUAAGCAAAGGUGUUUGAAUUAUAUCACCAUAUAUGGCAAUGGAAGGAGCGUCAAGGCCAAGGUAGUUGACGAGUGUGAUUCCACUAUGGGGUGUGAUGCCGACCAUGAUUACCAACCUCCAUGUCCUAACAACAUUGUUGAUGCCUCUAAAGCAGUUUGGAAGGCUUUGGGAGUACCAGAAUGUGAUUGGGGUGAAUUAGAUAUUUAUUGGUCUGAAACUUGCAAACCCAGCGGUAAGCUAAAGGGGAAAAGGACUCCUCCUGGGCAGUGUAAUAAAAAGAACGACGCUGAUUGUUGCGUGCACGGCAAGUCUUACACCAUUUACAAGUGUUCACCAUCGGUGUCUAGCCAUACAAAGGCCAAGUUAACUAUCAACAGCUUUGAGAAAGGUGGGGAUGGUGGUGGACCAUCAGAAUGUGACAACAAGUAUCAUUCAAAUAACACUCCCGUGGUGGCACUGUCAACAGGGUGGUUCAACAAUAAGAAGAGAUGUUUGAAUUAUAUCACAAUCCACGCCAAUGGUAGGAGUGUCAAGGCCAAGGUGGUAGACGAGUGCGAUUCUACCACAGGAUGUGAUGCCGAACAUGCUUAUCAACCUCCGUGUCCUAACAACAUUGUUGAUGGCUCUAAAGCCGUUUGGAAGGCUUUAGGAGUGCCAGAAAGUGAUUGGGGUGAAUUAGAUAUUUAUUGGUCUGAUGCUUAA
Messenger RNA from Juglans microcarpa x Juglans regia, 1002 nucleotides. RefSeq lists its product as uncharacterized. The transcript is spliced from 3 exons. Lineage: Eukaryota; Viridiplantae; Streptophyta; Magnoliopsida; Fagales; Juglandaceae. Bases 1 to 1002 code for a protein of 333 amino acids. The record is from RefSeq and is a predicted model, not a curated record.